This is a messenger RNA of Dioscorea cayenensis subsp. rotundata (Guinea yam), 1196 nucleotides long. RefSeq names its product gibberellin 2-beta-dioxygenase 8-like. NCBI's taxonomy places the organism in Eukaryota, Viridiplantae, Streptophyta, Magnoliopsida, Dioscoreales, Dioscoreaceae. The record is from RefSeq and is a predicted model, not a curated record. Gene Ontology annotation, molecular function: dioxygenase activity. The transcript is spliced from 5 exons. The coding region runs from base 1 to 1119 and encodes 372 amino acids.
AUGGAGAAAGGCGGAGGAGUAGUUCAUCUUGUCCUUCAACAGACAUGCCAUUGGAAUCAUUUUCGAUACAAUGAAUCAAGGACGUUUCAAUACUUAAAAUGCUCAACUGAAAAGAAACCGGUUGCUUUUCAAGAUCACUACAGAGCUAUUUUCAAAGACUUAAAUGAAUUGCUGCAAUUGGGAGAUGAUAACAAACAGGAUGUUGUAGAGGAAUGUGAGUUGCCAUUGAUAGAUCUCAGCAAGCUGAAAAAUGGCAACAAGAACGACGUUGCUAAUUGCACAGCAGCCAUUGCUAAGGCGUCUUCAGAGUUUGGCUUUUUCCAAGUUCUCAAUCAUGGGAUAAGCCAUGAACUUCUUGGAGAGAUGAAGGAGGAGCAAAAGAAACUCUUCGAGUUGCCAUUCGAGAAGAAAGCCACCUCUAAACUCUUGAAUGAUUUUUAUAGAUGGGGCACACCUUCGGCCACUUCUCUCAACCAGUUCUCCUGGUCUGAAGCUUUCCACUGUCCGCUUUCCGAUAUCUCCCUCAAGAAUCACUCUGCUACUUCCUCAUCUCAUUUUCUCAGGGAGGUGAUGGAGAAGGUAGCGGGGGCUAUGUUGGAGCUUGCAAGGACUCUUGCCAGAGUUCUGGCAGAAGACUUGGGAUAUCCCGGUGAUGGUUUUACGGAAAACUGCAACAAGAGCACGUGUUUUCUUCGCUUGAAUCGGUAUCCUCGGUGCCCGUUCUCGCCCGAGGUUUUUGGCCUACAACCUCACACAGACAGUGACUAUCUGACCAUUCUCUAUCAAGAUGAGGUUGGUGGCUUGCAACUGAUGAAAGACAAUAAGUGGGUGGCUGUCAAGCCCAACUCUGAUGCUCUCAUUGUCAACAUUGGAGAUCUCUUUCAGGCAUGGAGCAAUGAUAUAUACAAGAGUGUGGAACACAAAGUGAUGGCAAAUGGGAAGAUGGAGAGGUAUUCCAUGGCUUUCUUUCUCUGCCCUUCAUAUGAUUCAACCAUUGGAAGUUGCAAACAACCUUCUAUCUACAACAGCUUCACUUUUGGAGAUUUCAGGAAACAAGUGCAACAAGAUGUUCUUAAAACUGGGAAAAAAAUUGGCCUUCCAAGAUUUCUUAUUACAUAAUUUUGUUUGGGUGUGUGUAUAUAUAUUGAAAUUCAUGAGAAGGAAAAUGAAUAUUUUAUAUUUAUUUAUUUGUUUUA